AUGGUGUCCAUCCCGGGGCAGUUCCCUUCAUUAUUGACUUUUGUCCCAGCGGCCGCGCUGGGGGCGGGAGGAAAAUGCGCUUCCGGCCGUGUCGGGACUCGGGAAUCGGGCGGGCUGGCUGCGGGCUGCGGCGCUCGGACCCCGCCUCGGCCUGGGCCUCCCCGCGGGGAGGAUGAGCUGCGGACGGGAGGAGGGGCAGGGCUCCAGAAAGCGGGGACUGAGCUGGGGAGGGGAGGGCCGGCCCGCGCAGACCAGGGGCCCACCGGGGUGCGGGGAGUGGGGGGUGGUGCCCCUGAACUUGGCCGCCCCGGAGGCUUGUGGUCUUUCCACCGCAGGCUGGGCCGGGGAGGCGCCGGGCGGGCGGCUGUUUCUCCUGGAAGGGCCAGCAGCCCGGUCGCCCGCCGGGGCCCUCGCCGGCCCCUCCCCGAGACCUCGAACGUUCCAGAGCCCGGGGAACCCUCACAUCAGCUAGAUUGCCUCACAGUCUCUCAGAUGAACCGGAGGACCAUAUCUUUGCAGUAUCUUCUCCAGGAGCCAUUGCAGGGUUUCUGGCAGAAGAGUGACAUUAUGUGACAUAUUUAAAAUAACCCUUCUGGCUGCUGUGUUGGUAAUGAAUCAAAGAUGCAAGGAUGGAAGCAAGGAAGUCUGCUAAAAGGUAAUUGCAAUAAUGCAUGUUAGGGAAUUCCCUGGUGGUCCAGUGGUUAGGACUCCACACUCCUUGGGCUGCCAAGGGCCCAGGUUCAUCCCUGGUCGGGGGAAAUAAGAUCCUGUGAGCUGAGCGGCAUGGCCAAAAAUAAAAUAAGGGACUUCCCUGGUUGUCCAGUGGUUAAGACUCCGUGCUCCCAAUGCAAGGGGCUAGGUUCCAUCCCUGGUCAGGGAACUAGAUCCUGCAUGCCGCAACUAAAGAUCCUGCAUGCUGCAACUAAGACCCUGUGCAGCCAAAUAAAUAGAUAGACAUUAAAAUAAAAUAAAAGCAGCUUGG
Messenger RNA from Orcinus orca (killer whale), 982 nucleotides. RefSeq names its product myosin heavy chain IB-like. The transcript has 4 exons. The coding region runs from base 1 to 573 and encodes 190 amino acids. NCBI's taxonomy places the organism in Eukaryota, Metazoa, Chordata, Mammalia, Artiodactyla, Delphinidae. The record is from RefSeq and is a predicted model, not a curated record.